Messenger RNA from Nothoprocta perdicaria, 3549 nucleotides. It is a transcript of the gene LPL, whose product is annotated as lipoprotein lipase. The transcript is spliced from 10 exons. Gene Ontology annotation, biological process: lipid metabolic process. Gene Ontology annotation, molecular function: apolipoprotein binding; lipoprotein lipase activity. Bases 65 to 1531 code for a protein of 488 amino acids. NCBI's taxonomy places the organism in Eukaryota, Metazoa, Chordata, Aves, Tinamiformes, Tinamidae. The record is from RefSeq and is a predicted model, not a curated record.
UUUUUUGUGUGUCUGUUUGUUUUGUUUCCCGCGGAGCGCCAGGGCAGCGAGCGGAGGAGCCGACAUGGGGCGGGCGGCGCUGCUGGCAGCUCUCUGCCUCUGCCUGCGAUGGGUGCCCGCGCCGUGCGCGGCCCCGGCACACGGAGCUGAGAAGAACUUUGAGGGAAUUGAGAGCAAGUUUUCCUUGAGGACGGCCAAGGAGCCCGACGAGGACUCCUGCUACCUGGUUCCUGGGCAAGUGGAAACUCUGGCACACUGCAACUUCAACCACACCAGUAAAACCUUCGUGGUGAUCCAUGGGUGGACGGUGACAGGGAUGUAUGAAAGCUGGGUCCCAAAGCUGGUGGGCGCCCUGUACAAGAGGGAACCUGACUCCAAUGUCAUUGUGGUUGACUGGCUCACUCGGGCUCAGCAGCACUACCCRGUGUCUGCUGCCUACACGAAGCUGGUGGGACAGGAUGUCGCUACCUUCAUUGACUGGAUGGAGGAGGAAAUCGAGUACCCUGUCAACAACGUCCACUUGCUGGGAUACAGUCUGGGUGCCCAUGCUGCUGGGAUAGCUGGGAGUCUGACCAAGAAGAAGGUGAACAGAAUUACUGGGCUGGACCCUGCUGGUCCCACCUUUGAGUACGCCGACGCGCCGACRCGCCUGUCCCCGGACGACGCGGACUUCGUGGACGUGCUGCACACCUACACGCGGGGCUCCCCGGAUCGCAGCAUCGGCAUCCAGAAGCCGGUCGGGCACAUCGACAUCUAUCCCAACGGUGGAGGUUUCCAGCCAGGCUGCAACUUGGGAGAGGCUCUGCGGCUGAUUGCUGAAAAGGGCUUUGCUGACGUGGAUCAGCUAGUGAAAUGCUCMCAUGAACGGUCCAUUCACCUCUUCAUCGACUCCCUCCUCUACGAAGAGAAGCCGAGCAUGGCCUAUCGCUGCAACACGAAGGAGGCCUUCGAGAAGGGCCUCUGUCUGAGCUGCAGGAAGAACCGCUGCAACAAUCUGGGCUACAAGGUCAACAGAGUGAGAACCAAGAGAAACAGCAAAAUGUACUUGAAGACUCGUGCRCAGAUGCCCUAUAAGGUCUUUCAUUACCAGGUGAAAAUCCAUUUCUUUGGGAAGACAAAUACGACCAAGACAAACCAGCCUUUCCUGAUCUCUCUGUAUGGCACUCUGGAUGAGAGUGAGAACAUUGCUUUCACACUGCCUGAGGUUUCCUCGAACAAGACAUUCUCCUUCCUGAUUUACACAGAAGUAGAUAUUGGUGACCUGCUCAUGCUAAAGCUGCAGUGGGAGAAAGACACUUUCUUCAGCUGGUCUGACUGGUGGACUCCUUUUACAUUUGACAUCCAGAGAGUCCGAGUAAAGUCAGGAGAAACUCAGAAAAAAGUGGUGUUCUGCUCCCGAGAUGGCAUCUCGCGCCUYGGGAAGGGAGAAGAAGCGGCGAUCUUUGUGAAGUGCAUGGAGCAGCCAACCAACAGGAAAAGAGGAGGUGCCAAGAAAGCCUCUAAAGAAAAUUCUGCUCAUGAAUCUGCUUAGAAGUAACAAGAAUGGAGAUUUCUUUCUACACUGGGAAAGAGGAGAGUCUAUUCAUCCCAGUGAAAUGGGUCUUCAGAACCAAAUAUAUAGAAGUAUUUAUCUGCUGCUGGCUUUUUUGCCUGCUAUUUCUAGCUAUUCUAGGAGACCUCUUGUAAGGAAGUCUCAGCACACAGAAAGUUGUUACUAACCAUAAAGAUGCAUUAUUCAAAUAGUAUAAAACAAAAAAAAACAAACAAACAAAAAAAAACCACAUCAAAAAAAGAAAACUUGCCAGAACAACUUGCCAAAAGCUUGAGUACUAAGAAGGAAUAAGUAAUAUUGCUUAAUUAUAGUGCCUCGUGAUAAGGUUUCUUGAUAUCAAAUCUUYUAUAGCAAUUUUCUAAUAUUUAUUGAAAAGGAGUAAAGCCUUGUACCUGGCUUUUCUUUCUAACCGAUAUAGUAUUUCAGGAGUAUUCUGAAACUGAACAGAUAUGGGUUUUUGUUUCUGUUGUUGUGUAUUUUUCUUCUAUUUUCUUGCUUGGCUAACUGAAUUUUCUGAAAGUUCAGUGGUCAGAUCUCAUUGUCUUCAAGUGUGUGUUUAGCAAAUGAGUAGAUCUCUUAUGUGAAGAAAUAUCUUUCCUAUUUUUAAUGCUAUAACUCAAAGAUGUCAGGGACUGAAUAUGGGGAUAAAUUUUUUUAGUUUGUGGUUAUGAAUGUGUUACACUGGGGGUAGAUGCCAGUGCUGCUUAUCAAUAGGUAUGAUCUGUUAAGCUAUGUGUUAUUAUGCAGCUUAUCCUGCAAUAAAUACCCAGCUAUAGGACAAGACAGCAGUACCAGUGUCCUAUGCAGAUAUUGCAUUUUUCAUCUGUGCUUUCAUCUCUUUAAAAAAAACGACACCAUCGAACCUCUAACACUGUGCUGAGUUGGGAAGUGCAAAGGAAUCAAGCUACCAGAGACUGCAGGAAAUGGACUUUUCACCUUGUUUGCAUCCCUGAUGCUAAAACCGCGGCAGCUACUCUGCUCUUUGACACUUAACGCCAGUCAUGUAGCUGAGUGGCAGCUGCAUUGGGUUCGGACGUAAAUCAACCUGACAGCUGACAAGCCGCGGUCACGCUCCCCUAUACUGGAAAUCUGAUUUCCAGUGUUUGUGGCAGGGCUGAGUGCAGAGCUGAUGCUUGGAGGUGCUUGGUUUUCCAACAAGAGGUGGGAUUCAGCAAGGAGCAGGAGCUGGGACAGUAGAGAGGCGCCUGGCUGUGUGAUCCACAAAAAUGAGUGCUCUGAAAAACACUUGAAUUAGACAUGCUGUGAGUAGCCAAAAAUAGGUGAAAUGAAGGCUUUGGACCUUUCUUCCUGUGUCUCUCUUUUUUUUUUUUUUUGGCAUGUAUUUUUUUUCUAGUGCCCUGAAAGGUUCAUAGUCUUCAUUUAGCUUUAAAGGGGAUAAAAAAAAAUACUGGGGAUGCGGGAAGGCUGGAAGGUAGAUACUCGGAGAAGUGGUAAUGCGAGCUAUUGAUGCUGACUUUCACAGUCUUUUCCCACAAGUGCAAGAUGGUACAAAGCUGAUGAUUCUCCAACAUCAUCAUUCCAACUUUAAAACAAUGGUGACACAUGUAUGCAUACACAUAUAUAAAGAUAGGUAAAUAGAUAGAUAUAUUUUUAGCCAUGGCUAUUGUUACAUAUAGGGACAAAAGUUCUAAACAGUGCAAUAGUUUGAAUAUUAAUAACUCCAACAUUGCUCGCAUUUGGUUUCCUAACCCAACAGCUACAACAGAGAUAGGAUGAGUCACUGAGGGAGGGSUUGAGUGUUAAGCCACUGCAUUUGAGACUUCUAAAAAUAAAUACAGUGAUUUGUUCCAUACAGACUUAACAUUUUGUUGCAAUUUUCUCCUAAGAUUUGUGAUUCUUUGGAAACAAAACUUGGACAAACAGGUCUGCUUUUAAUACAGGAUCUAAUACAAGCACAUACAGUAUUUGGUCAUCAAAGAAUGAAGGUUCUUGUAUGUGAGGACACAUGAUUUAGCUUUGAAUGUUAUUUAUUAGCU